Messenger RNA from Halteromyces radiatus, 1349 nucleotides. RefSeq names its product camp-dependent protein kinase 8. The transcript has 6 exons. Lineage: Eukaryota; Fungi; Mucoromycota; Mucoromycetes; Mucorales; Cunninghamellaceae. Gene Ontology annotation, molecular function: cAMP-dependent protein kinase activity; ATP binding. The annotation marks the transcript as partial. The record is from RefSeq and is a predicted model, not a curated record. Gene Ontology annotation, cellular component: cAMP-dependent protein kinase complex; nucleus. Gene Ontology annotation, biological process: peptidyl-serine phosphorylation.
AAUGAAUUCUCAAUACGAUCAAAAAGAAAUGAAGAAAGAUACAUCUUCUUUACCAUCUCCCAAACAAUCGGAUGAUCAAGUAGCACCAAAUGAUCAAUCAUCUAAAAUGGAUUAUGAAGAAGAAACUUUGAAUUUUCAACCUUUGACAUCUAAUAAUUAUCCAGUAUCACCACCACACUCUCCUCAUAUAUCAAGCAAGAAUGAUCAAAUGGAUGAACCAUCUACACAUACAAAUAUUAUGUUCAUACCUGAAAUUACUGACAUGAAUCAUUCGCCACCUACUACUCAAUUUGAAACAACCUAUUCUAUUCAGCAACCACAACAAGAACAACAUCAAAAACAAUCAGAAGAUCGGAUGAAAAUAAAACUAUCGGAUUUUUACCUAUUACGUACUCUAGGUACUGGUUCUUUUGGUCGCGUUCAUUUGGUCCAAUCUAAAGUCAAUCAAUUAUAUUAUGCCAUGAAGGUUUUAAACAAAGAAAUAGUCGUAAAGAAAAAGCAAAUCGAACAUACAAACAAUGAACGUAAUGUACUCAUGUCAGUGGAUUAUCCUUUCCUCAUCAAAUUAUGGGGUACAUUUCAAGAUCCUGGUAAUCUUUAUAUGGUCAUGGAUUAUAUUCCUGGAGGUGAAGUAUUUAAUCUAUUACGGAGAAAACAGAGGUUUAGCGAAGAAUGGGCUCGAUUUUAUGCGGCAGAGGCUCUAUUGUCAAUCGCUUAUCUUCAUCAUCAUAAUAUCAUCUAUAGGGACUUGAAACCAGAAAACUUAUUGAUUGAUCUUCAAGGUCAUUUGAAAAUUACAGAUUUUGGUUUUGCAAAAUAUGUUCCUGAUUUGACAUAUACGAUGUGUGGGACUCCAGAUUACUUAGCACCUGAAAUCAUUCAAUCUAAAGGUUAUGGAAAAGCAGUCGAUUAUUGGUCAUUAGGUGUUCUUAUUUAUGAAAUGUUAGCUGGUUAUCCUCCCUUUAUGGAUGAUAAUCAAUUUCGAUUAUAUGAAAAAAUCGUACGAUGUGAACCCAAGUAUCCUGAUCAUUUCUCACCAGCAGCAAAAGAUUUGUUAUCCAAUCUAUUGACAACAGAUUUAACUCGAAGGUAUGGGAAUUUGAAACGUGGUUAUAUGGAUUUGGUAGAUCAUCCUUGGUUUGCGUCAAUGGAUUUUAUCAAGGUGGCCAGUCGACAACUCUCCCCUCCUUAUGUACCUCCCUUCAAGGGUUCAGGAGAUACAAGCAAUUUUGACGAUUAUGAAGAAACAAAAGUGCCUUAUGGUUUAGAUCAACCUGACAAAUAUGGGCGCUAUUUUGGUGAUUUUUAAAAUGAUAGUCAUUUUGUAUAUACUUUUUUUUUUUGUACAU